UUAUAAAUACCUUCAAACACUUUUAUUUUCCUUUCAAAAACACAACAAACAAAACCAUGGAUUGGUUUUCUUGGCUGUCAAAAACAGAGCUAGAGCCAUCUCUUGUUUAUGAAUAUGGUCUAGCAUUUGCUCAUAACGAGCUAGAACAAGACGAUAUCGCGUAUUUCAAUCAUGAGUUCCUUCAAAGCAUGGGCAUUUCAAUAGCCAAACACAGGCUAGAAAUCCUCAAACUUGCCAAGAAGGAACGAGGAAAUGUUCCGAAUUCAAUGUCAAAGUUUCUCCUGGUAAUGAAACGUACAAAGAAACGUUUUUCAAAGUAUUUUAGGACGUGGAUUCAUCGCGAUGAAUCAGCACUUGCACUUGUGUCAAGAAGAAGUUAUAGUUCAAGAAUUUGGAAGAGGACAAAAAUGAUGAAGAGGAACAAGAGUGCUGUGGCACCAGCAAAACAGAGUAGUAGAAGUAGUACUUUGCUGCUUACAAAUGGUAGUCCAAUAUUUAUGUCGAGUUCAUUAAGAAUGGAUAGUUUUUCGAGCGCGAUGGUUCAUGAGAAGAUGGAGAUUGAUUGUGGUGAUUAUUGGGGUUCCUCUGUAGUUGAAGAGAUCAAGUGGGAUUCAAUGUUUCAAAAUAUGAAACCAACUUGAAUUUUCUCUUUCUCUUGUUUUUGGUUAUGUAAGAUAGCUUUAAUUGGUGAGAGAUGACUUUUUGGUUCUUUCACCAAAUUUUCAAGAUUUGGUUUGGUUGGGUGUUUUAGUUAGUGCUUUUGUGUUGGUGGUGGGGAUAAAAGCAGA
Messenger RNA from Solanum stenotomum, 788 nucleotides. RefSeq lists its product as uncharacterized. The transcript has a single exon. The record is from RefSeq and is a predicted model, not a curated record. Bases 57 to 641 code for a protein of 194 amino acids. Lineage: Eukaryota; Viridiplantae; Streptophyta; Magnoliopsida; Solanales; Solanaceae. Gene Ontology annotation, molecular function: protein binding.